Eruca vesicaria subsp. sativa (arugula) is the source of this 495-nucleotide messenger RNA. Lineage: Eukaryota; Viridiplantae; Streptophyta; Magnoliopsida; Brassicales; Brassicaceae. The record is from the annotation of a GenBank genome assembly.
AUGAGUUGUUUGAUCACUGUGACGUGGGCCAAGACUCUGAUGGGUCAGAGUGUGACCGUUGGUGUUGAUGAUUCUUGUAACCAGAGUCUCUGUAGUGUCGAGAUUACAUCAAAUGAGCGUCAAACAGAUUUCUAUCACGAUGUCCCACCUCUAGUGCUUAUUGGUGAUAUGAUCACAGAGGAAGCACUCCCAACUUAUCAGACCAUGAUUAAUACAUUGGAUGGUGUUAGAGAUGAGAUUGGAGCAAGUCCUACUCCUUGGGCAGUGUGGACAAGGGCUUGGACUGCUGAAGAGAACAGGCAUGGUGAUCUUCUUAACAAGUAUCUUUACCUCUCUGGAAGAGUAGACAUGAGGCAGAUUGAAAAGGCCAUUCAAUAUCUAAUUGGUUCUGGAAUCGAUCCAAAGACUGAAAACAACCCUUACCUUGGUUUCAUCUACACAUCUUUUCAAGAGAGAGCUACAUUCAUCUCUCAUGGAAACACUAAACUUGAGUAG